CAAUCUGUUGCCAGCCGUUGGAUUGCUUCAACGGUGGAGAGCAGCUGACUGCGUGCUCCUGCCUUCGGUGGGCGACGGCAGGCGAUCCCAGUCCAGCACCCCCCCUCCCUCCCUAUCUCUCUGAUCUCUCCCUCGCUCUCGCAGCCGCCACUGUAGAAGCUUCGAGGCUGCUGCUGCGCCCAUGGCCGCGGAAGCCAAGACGCCGUCCCUCGCUGAGGAUUUUUCUAGUCAAGUAUUGAACAUUCUUCUAGAAUGCUACAAGGAUUAUGGGUGGUAUUCGGAAUAUUCACUUCCACCACAGGAAGUUCCAGUGGAAAAGGCAGCUGAGGAGAAGCCCUCUAGUGGUACUGAGACUGAAUCUGCUCCUUCAACCAAUGAUGAGACUCCUUCAUCUGUAGAAGAUAAGAAUGAAACGUCUGAAGUACAAGAUGCUGCUGAAAAGUCAGACGCAGAAGAAACUAACACUGCUGCAGAGGAAGCAAGUGAGACUGCCGAGGAGGAAGAGGCUGAGAAACCUGAGAUCAAGAUUGAAACAGCUCCAGCAGAUUUUCGUUUCCCAACAACAAAUCAAACGAGGCAUUGUUUCACACGCUAUGUUGAAUACCACAGGUGUGUGGCUGCAAAAGGUGAGGAUGCACCUGAGUGUGAUAAGUUUGCCAAGUACUAUCGAUCCCUGUGCCCAGGUGAAUGGAUUUUGCCGGCAUAGGAGUACAUCUUUUCAAAGCUAAUUAUUAGGUGCUUGUUGGCGAUAGACGGACCCAUCGGUCUGCUCAUCGGCGGCCCCGACCAUCGCAUCAAAUAUUUUGACUAGAGCAGAGGAAGUGACCACGGCGCAGGUGCUGGAUUUGUCUUCCGGUUCCGAGGGCGAGGUGUCGGCGCACUCGCCUGAUCCCAAUCGCCCCUCUCAGAAGCCGGGUGUAGAUCCCAAUCGCCGGGUUGGCGACAAUGGUUCUAGCGCCGUGGACAGCCUCUUCGAGGAAGCGGGCGCGGCGAGGCCACCGCGUCACCCCAACAACGCGCUGAACAAAGGGAAGGAGUCUCGGGUCGUCGAUGUCGAUGUGGAGAGCAGUUAUCUCUUCUCCACCUCUCUCUCUACCAACUAAGCCUAUGGCUGUGGGGGAUAACCACGCCGGAGAAGACGACGAACCGCGGCUACAACCUUCGUAGCUGAGGACCCCCUGCUCUAGACGCCCAGGCCCUUGACAGUUUGAUUUUUGCCAAUGCGUGCUUGUGGGUUAGGUGGGCAUGGAUUUCUUAGCUUUGAGGACCGAGCCAAAUUGGCCUGCCUUUACUAGCAAGGUUUUGGUUUUCCCAUUGUCAAGGCUAGGCAUAAUCUUAGGAGUUCAUAAUAAACCUGAUACUGUAGUGCUUUGGCUAUUAAAUUUUAAUAACCAUGAUUAUAGUGACGUAGAAAAUUGUUUAAUAUUGGUCUUGGUUCAUAACUUGUACCCAGUAGUAAGUUGAUUUUUUUUUCAGUUAAAGGUUAACCACCUGAACAUAACUAGUUAACCGAGAUUCAGGUAUUUAAUAUGUUUGCCUACUGAAUGGAAACCGAUAUGGUUGCUUUUUUUUCCUGGACUGUCUAUUCAAUAGCUUCAUAUAAUUGUUCAAAUCUGCAUAUAAAGUAAAUUUAAGGAUGCUGGGCAGUAUUAGGAUUUGAAUUUGUUCCAGUUGUGAAUAACACGGGUUAGUUAACGUGGAGCUUCAGUCCAAUAUCUGCACUUAUUGGCUUUAUUGAAGUGAAUUGGCAGUUCACAGUACUACAACAUUAGCAUAAUAGAUUCACAGGAUAACGCUCCAUUCCGUAUGGCCGUAUUUUGCCCAUGUGCAUACUGUAAACAUCUAAUGGUGUAAACAUAUUUUGUAAAUAGCUGACCUUACACACAUUAAUUAUGCAUAAUUGAACGAGAGUUUCGUGCCUGUAACUCUACUGCCUGACUUCACCCAGAACACUAACUGAGCUGUUCCCAAAUAAUGGUCAGCCCCUCAGCUUGUCCUGUUACCGUCUUGGCAUCUUAAGCUCGACUGAGCUGUGUUCAAUGUGCAGGUUGAACGCUGGAACGAGCAGCGUGAAAAUGGCACCUUCCCUGGACCUCUGUAAUCCUACAAUGCAAAAAGAAUUAGGAACUCACGAUGUUGUGCCGGCCUUCUCCUUGGUAACUGGCGCCAAGUUAGCAGGGAGAGAGACAAAUCAUCCUCUUUGGAGCUCUCUACAAAAUAAGAGAUUCUUUUUGACUUGAAGAAUGCCUUGUUGCUCUUCCUAACGGUCUUGUUCUGCGCUGCUGAGAUAACAGCGUCACAGUUACAUUUUUGUCCGUAUAUACAGUUUUAAAAAAUGAUUCAUGAUUCCCCCAUCUUUGCACCGUAACAACCCAGCUUGACUGGGCUUACGGUGCAAAUCCGAUGCACUGAGAUCAUCUUCUUCAUAAUAGUCGGUGCCUCCGGGCGAUAGACAUGCAUAAUAAUAGGUGCCUGUAUGGUAAGGCUUGUUGGGGUUUCUUCAGCUUUACAAAGCUGUUUUUCAGCUUCAUCUAAUAAACAGGUCUGGAUAAAAUGGCUUCUUGAAAGUUGUUUUUCA
Messenger RNA from Zea mays, 2578 nucleotides. RefSeq names its product Cytochrome c oxidase subunit 6b-1. The record is from RefSeq and is a predicted model, not a curated record. Lineage: Eukaryota; Viridiplantae; Streptophyta; Magnoliopsida; Poales; Poaceae. Bases 182 to 706 code for a protein of 174 amino acids. Gene Ontology annotation, cellular component: respiratory chain complex IV; mitochondrion. The transcript has 6 exons.